AGGUCAUAUGUACGAACACAGCUGGUCGCUUGCACCUUCGUGAUCGCACUAUACAGUUUUACUCCGUGAUAAUGACCUGACUUAUUUUCUGUACUUGGCUGCUGCCAAUUUCCGUUAUCCUGGGCGAUACGUCCUGAUCGAACGUUUAUAUAUUUUGUUUAUAACUCAGAGGUGUUGUAAAACCGAUGGCACUGUUUGGAUCACUGUUUCGUUUGCCAAGACGCAGAAUGGCGGGAAAACGCAUGGUUAUUGGAAUCUUGUGCACUGUGUGCUUGGUCCCUGGGGUGUACAUCAAGUUCUUUAAUCACGAAUCAUCGGAUAAUCUUCUCUCGGCCAAUCGACAAUCUGUUCAAGGUGAUGACGCCAUCGUUGUAGCUGCUAAUAAACCAAAUUUUCAUCGGAUAGGAACAAAUAAUAAGAUAAAUGAAUUAAAUAAAGACUUUCACGAAUUUGUUUCAAAGGAAAGAGCAGACAAUUUUGAAGCGGAAGAAAUCUAUAAAGAUGACACUCGUCAAGGAGAUGAUGGUGAAAAUGUGGUAUUAGAAAAAGCAGAGCACAAGGACAACGAAGAAGAUGAAGACGUACAUGAAGAGAAUAAAGAGGAUGAAGUGAACGGAGGCAAUGAAGAGGAAGGGAAUGAAGAGAAGCUAGAUGAAUGGGCAGACGAUCACCAAGAAGAAAAUCCAAACGACAUCAGGAAAGAUGAAACGAAAGACUAUCAUGAUGUCGAAGAACAACCGUUUGAUGUCAAUAGACCAGUUGAGCGUCUUGAAUGGGGAGAAGACGAGGAGGAAGGAGAAGAGCUUCGCAAUGCAGGUGGAGAUGGGGGUGAACGAAAAGAGGAGGAAGAAGAAGAGGAAUGUGAUGAGGAGGAAGAAAGAGAGAACAACGCGGAUGAGGAGAAUAAAGACGAGGAAAAGAAGGACGAAAAUGAAGAUGCCGUGAAGGAUAUUGAUGAGAAACAUACUGGACGUGGUCCACACGGUAUAAAACUAUUUGACUGGAAUAACUGGGUGAAGGAGAACCAGUUUGUGGAGCUUGGAAAUGUAUGGGGAUAUUGUGAUGAUGCAGAUCCUCCUGUGAUUGGUAAACUGAUUCUCCUGGAAGAUGAAGAAUUGGGAGGCGUCAAAACUAUUUUUCUUUUCAAUACAACAUUAGAUAUAGACGUGUUAAUUGGAAAGGUUGAGAUUAGCAUUGAUUAUAAUGAUAUGCAUUUCUAUGAGAAAACAUUUAAUCUGGAGGACCUAGAAGAACAAGGCGAUUUCUUCAAGGCACCAAUAGUAAAAGGUGAUCACUAUUUUGUACGUGAAAAACAUAUAUCAAGAUUUGUUCCAAAAGGCCAUUACUACGGGGAAGCGAGAAUGACUGAUCAAAAUGAAAGAGUAAUUAUAUGUUCAACAAUGAAUCUACAUAUGAAAUGACGAAUGUUCAGUCAUGUAAACUUGUUUCGAAUGAGAGAUAUAUACGAAAAAAAAAGACGUCGGGCGUCUUCAUUUUACGGCGAUACCGAUUACGACGUCGAUGAUGAUGUCGACGGCGAUAAUGUCGUGCAAUAUUAAACUUCAAUGGAAGCAUUUGCAUUUCUCCACAUACCAUAUGUCAAUAUGGAUGUCAUACCAGUGGCGUAUCUAUAAGGGGGUGCAUGGGGCGGCCCCCUGGAGGAAAAAUAAUUGGAAACAUGGUAUUACCAUGCUUCAUCUGAUGUAGUCAGAGGGGGAGGGGGUGGGGUGAUUGGAAUGAAGUUGUUUUUGUUUUGCUUGCUUGUUAAAAUAAAUUGGAAGAAAAAAAUGACCCCGUUUUGACCAUUUCCUAUAUUAAAUCCUGAAUAUACCGUGUCAAACUACAGGUUUUUGGAAGUCAUAUAUUUUACGUUGUGCCUUACCUGAGUUAUUUAACUGCUUUGUAAUUUUUCCCAUGCACUUUCAGAAAACCCCAAGUCCUUCAGUUGAUUAGUAUAGCCUAUACAACUGUUGAUUAAAAAGAACAAAAUUGCAACUGCAGAUAUUUUUCUUAUUCAAUAAAGGUUAAUUAACUUCGUGAAAAAGUUCCCCGAGAGUUCUUGUGGGAUUUAAACUAAAAACUAGAAAUCCUCUUCAGUGAUGUAAAAAAAGGUCCUUUGAUGUACUAGUAUUCCUCGCUUCAGACGCACAAAGCAUUGUCAGAAAGAUAGGUAUCCUCCCAUCCUCACUAUCUUGCUAUCAUCUUUAUUUAUAUUUUGCUGUUUUGUUAGCUAGACGAUGUAACCAUGCGGUUCAUGUUAUUGAUGGAAUAAUUCAAUUUUUUGAUAAUGUUCUUUCUUAUAUUGAUAACUGAAUAUAAGGUGAUCAUUACACUGUACUAGCAUUACUUCGGUGAAUCAAUAUUGCAAGAUUGUGAAAAUGUUUGUGUGAAGCCAUCACACUUGUCUAUAUUUUCCAUUAUCUUUUAGUCUUACACAGGGUUUAAACGUAAUCAGGUAUAACCUUUGUACCCCAAAGAUGUGCCUCUUCUGAUGGCAUCUAGCUCUGAUUAAACAGACAUCUUUGACUAAAUUAGGUUAUCUAGUUAUGCGCUAUUAAGUGGUUAUCAUUGUUUUAUCGUGUCACGCCAUGCGACCUUUAACACGAGCUACCUCUGUACAUUGUAAUUGGUAUAUGUUUUGUGCUUUAACAUCUUUGAAUAUAAUUGUUAGAUAAUUUUAUUUUUGUAGAUGAGUUAUUACUACAAUUCGAUUAUCAUAGUGCAUUGGUGAUAUCGUUUUGUAAUAUUUGUUAAUUUUUUUCAUCUUGUUAUCAUUCUAUUGACGAGUGGAAGCCAUGCGCGACCCCCAAAACACGUAAAAAGGAUGUCUUUUUCAAAAGAGGGCACGUUACAUACGUAACGUAAUAAGGGUGUCAAAAACCAAAUAAUGAAAAAAAGGGUAUUCAUUUCACUGGGAAAGCUACGUGUUUAGGGUCAAAUUUGCGAGGGUAUAAAAAAGACUAAAAAUGUUUUACAAAGGAUGUAGGUGUGGGAGGUGGGGCCGUACUUUAAACCGACGUCCGUGACAUAUAACAAGUAAAUUAAAUAUCGCUGUACUUGUUUAGGGGUUCAAUUCAGGGAAUACCAUCCAAGGGUAUCGUUUUGUUUCCACUACUUGUUAAGGGUAGGGUUUCACGUGCCAAUACUUGUUAAAGGGUGCAUUUUUAGAAUUUGGAAAAUACUUGUAUAGGGUGCUUUUCGAGACCCCAUGGUCGCGCAUGGUAUCCCCUCGUCAAUGGAAGUGGCCCCCAGGGAUUUCCCCCUCCUCUUUCUUCUUCUCCUCCUCCUUCUUCUUCCUUUCUUCUUAAUUCUUCUUCUUGAAGCCCUCGUUUACUGAAGAUGUAUAUGAAUGUCGUAUACGAUAUGUAUUAUGUGCCAAUAAGAAAAAUAAAAUCAUAUCAAUAUUUUUGCAUCAUUUUUUUUUCAUAAAAGCGCUACUUAGUCGGUGUAUCUAUCCAUGAUUUUUGUUGUUGCCAAUUUUGCCUGUACCUGACCAAAGAUAUUUUUUUUCAAAUUAAAAUCAAAUUGAGUUUUCGUA
Molecule: messenger RNA, 3538 nt
Organism: Lytechinus pictus (painted urchin)
Lineage: Eukaryota; Metazoa; Echinodermata; Echinoidea; Temnopleuroida; Toxopneustidae
Exons: 5
Coding region: 186-1421 (411 amino acids)
Source: RefSeq, a predicted model, not a curated record